CACAAUUAUCAUUUCUGUCUAUCUGCUAACUAUAUGAAUGACAACAAAUGCAUUGUAUGAAGUCUAUUUGACUAGAGACGUCUUGCUGUUUUCAACUUGCAUUUAAAUACUUCGUUUAUUCUUGCGAAUCAAGCGUUGACUUCAUAGGAAGACGAAAGAAAGCCUGGAGAUAUAAACUGAUUCAGCACAAGAGAAACGUAUUCGCUUACAGGGACAAAUCGAGAAGGAAUCUUCCAUUGAAGAGCUCAAAUUAAGUGGGCAGUUGAACUUCGCACACGAUACUCGAGUAUUCGAUAAAGAGGCUUUACUGAUCGUGACGUCGCAAGACACGUCACUAUUGAAACUAUUCGAAAAUGCCGAAGUUGAUGGAUGCAAUUGUGUCUACGGAUGCCAAGGACCUGCGUAUUCCCAUCAGUCAGGAUACUACAGGCCGUGAGCUCUAUUACAAGGUCGUAUCUUUCAUUGGCCUCAAAGAAAUCUGGUAUUUUGGCUUGGAGUACCAAGACACAAAAGGUUUUAUAAAUUGGUUGAAACUUAACAAAAAGGUGAGUCAACAAGAUGUUAGACAGGAAGAGAAGACCUUACAUUUUAGGUUUCUCAUAAAGUACUAUCCCGAAGAUGUCAGCGAGGAGCUAGUCCAAUUCGUCACUCAGGAAGUAUUUUUUUCACAAGCGAAAGCUGCAAUACUCAAUGAUGUCGUGUACUGUCCAUCGGACAAAGCAGUUUUGCUGGCUUCAUUGGCGUGUCAAGCCAAACGAGGUGAAUAUGCUGAGCUUUCAUACGCGGAAAGGCUUCUGAAUAAAGAAAAACUAUUGCCAGACAGGAUUGUCAGGCAAUAUAAAUUGACGAAAGACGAGUGGGAUCAACGAAUCACGGAACUUUGGGUACGCCAUGGUGAUAUGAUGAGCGAAGAUGCAGUUAUGGCGUAUCUUAAGGUUGUGCAAGAUCUUGAAAUGUAUGGUGUGACAUUCUUCGAGAUUCAAAACAAAAAGGGAAGUUACCUGUGGCUCGGCCUUGAUGGUUACGGCUUGCAUAUUUACGAGAGGGAAAACAGGUUAACUCCGAAAGUUGGUUUUCCUUGGUCCGAAGUGAAAACGUUGUCAUUCAAUGGCAGGAAAUUUUUCAUAAAACCUCUAGACAAGAAAAGUCCGGACUUCGUGUUUACUGUUUAUUCUGUGGAAAUCAACAGACAGAUACUGGCUUUAUGUAUGGGUAAUCACGAAAUGUACAUACGACGACGUCAAAAUGAACCGACGACUAUCACUCAAAUGAAAGCAGAGGCAAAGCAUCAGCGACAGAUAAAGCAAGAAGAGAAGUUGACGCUUAAAAAAGAAAGAGAAGAGAGAAAGAAGGCCGAAGAAUUGAACCUACAGCUUAUCGAGAAAGCAAAAAGUCUGGAAAUAAAAGCUAAGGAAACCGCUGAAGCUUUGGAGAUAGAACGUCAGCUUAAACAGGAUUUGGAAGAGUUACAUAAAUUAGCGGAAGACGAAAGUGCCAAGGAGCGUCAGAAAAACCAGGAAAUUGAACAGCAGAAGCAGGAAAUUAUCCGCCAACUGAACGAGCAGCAAGUUGCAAACGAUUCCUUGCGUCAACAACAUUUGGCUGAGCAGCAGGAGUUGGAAAAAGUGAAGCGUGAAAAAGAGAUGAACGAAAAGCUUUAUCUGGCAAAUACUAGAAUGGGACAUCUCAACGACAGAAGGAAAACGCCUGAGAAUAACUACAGUUAUUCACAACCUCCUGUCGAAUCUCAUCACAACGCGUACGUACCUGGUGAAUUCGAUGGUGAAGCAAGGUCGGCGCAUGAAGUGGAUAGACUAGAUAAUCCUCCGUCGCCUGACUACGAUCGUGAGGUGUCGAUGGAAGGUUAUGUCAAGAACUAUCUUGAUGAACUAACCAAAGAUCUUUCUUCUGUGGUCGAGGACACAAAACUAACUAAUUUGGAUCGUAUUCAUGUUGAGAACGUCAAAGCUGGAAGGAAUAAAUAUAAUACGUUGAAGGCAAUACGUGUAGGCAACACAAAACAAAGAAUUGACGAAUUUGAAUGUAUGUAAUAUCGUCAGAAAGGACGGUAAAAAUUCUUAAACAUGAAGGUCAAUGUUUUCUGCCUUUUUGGCUUGUUAUAACAUGUUUUUCGAUUAUAUACAAAACUGCAAUUUUCUUAAAUAGUUAAUUAUCUUUAGCUUUUAAAAUUCAACACGUCAUUUGUAUUAUGCAACCUUUUAAAUUGUUUAGUUAUGUAUUUAAUUACUGCACGUCUUAUUUUAUAAUUCAAUGCAUUCAUUAAAUUGUUUAUUAUGUAUAAA
Xenia sp. Carnegie-2017 is the source of this 2303-nucleotide messenger RNA. RefSeq names its product moesin-like. Gene Ontology annotation, biological process: regulation of organelle assembly; regulation of cell shape; positive regulation of early endosome to late endosome transport. Gene Ontology annotation, molecular function: actin binding; cell adhesion molecule binding. Bases 354 to 2051 code for a protein of 565 amino acids. Lineage: Eukaryota; Metazoa; Cnidaria; Anthozoa; Malacalcyonacea; Xeniidae. The transcript has 16 exons. The record is from RefSeq and is a predicted model, not a curated record. Gene Ontology annotation, cellular component: cytoskeleton; filopodium; plasma membrane.